ACGUUCAGAUAUGUUAUGCGCAUGCCUGAUUGAAUGGGGGGAGGGAGGGUACCUGAGUAGCCUGACAGGCCACGCUCAGGGCAAAGAGACGCCCUGAUGACGGUGCAGCAUCCUGGACGAACCGUAACCUGUGCCCACCGCUGCCUCACCUACUGAAUCACAUCGCGGAAACGCCGCUUUCAGUGUUGCGAGAUGGCCUCGUCAAAUGCGCAGAUUGCCAUUAUAAGGAUUUUUAGAAGAGGAAACAUCUCAUAUGUCUUCGGGCUGGGAGUCAUUUUUAUGGUCAUUUACCUCUGUCAGUACAGUCCUGACUCCACUGACUCCUCUGACUCCGCUGUCCCCAGCCCCCUUACCGAUGUAUUUGAAAAUGAAUCGAAGUUGGUAUUUAAAUACCACAUUCGUGAACUUUCAGAGCCAAGAUGCCAAGCAAACCUGUCCAUGAGCGACACGAAAGAUUUCAGCUCUCUUCCAAACGCCAUCCAAGACUUCCUCCACUACCGCCACUGCCGCAGUUUCCCCAUGCUGCUGGACCUGCCGGCCAAAUGUGGGGGGGCUAACAGAUCCAGAGAAGUCUUCCUUCUGCUUGUCAUCAAGAGCUCCCCUUUGAAUUACGACCGCCGGGAGGUGCUGCGUAAAACCUGGGCUAAAGAGAGGUUACAAAACGGUGUGUGGAUCCGACGGCUAUUCAUCAUAGGGACAGAGGGCUCUGGUCACAAGAAGCUAAAAAUCAACAAACUCCUAAAGGCGGAGCAAGACGACUUCAACGACAUCCUCCAGUGGGACUUCAACGACACCUUUCACAACCUCACCCUGAAGCAGACGCUCUUCCUCCAGUGGCUGGAUAAGAGGUGUCCGAACGCUCGCUUCCUGUUUAACGGCGACGACGACGUGUUCGCCCACACCGACAACAUGGUGAAAUAUCUCCAGGGCCUCGAUGACAACGACGGAAGCAAGCACCUCUUCACGGGCUACUUGUUCCAAAACGAGAAGGUCGUCCGGUGGAAGGGAAGCAAGUAUUUCGUGCCAGAACUGAUACAGGAGUCAAAGACGUACGAACCGUACUGUGGGGGAGGGGGUUACCUUCUGUCCGGCUACACGGCGUCGGUGAUAAACAGAGUGUCUCAGGCCAUACCCAUUCAUCCCAUCGAUGACGCCUUCAUGGGGAUCUGUCUGUCCAAAGCAGGGCUCUCCCCUUCCUCUCACAUCGGCGUGAGAACGCUGGGACUGAACAUGCCGUCGAAGGGUGCGGAUCAUUCUGAACCCUGCUAUUUGAGGGAGCUGCUUUUGGUGCACAGGUUCCUACCGGCCGACAUGUAUCUAAUGUGGAAACAAGUGCAUGAUCCCCAUCUGAAAUGUAGCCCCACAUAUAAACUGAGAUAGGAACUCCGGUCUCUCACAUUAAGGAAGAAAGUUCAACGUGCAGCCGGAGGGGAUGCAAAACCCCCCCGUAGCGUGACGUUAUGCUGCUGAGCCUGGGCUGUGCGGGUUGUUUUCUUUUUUUUUUUU
This is a messenger RNA of Fundulus heteroclitus (mummichog), 1506 nucleotides long. Its product is annotated as N-acetyllactosaminide beta-1,3-N-acetylglucosaminyltransferase 3. The transcript is spliced from 2 exons. Gene Ontology annotation, molecular function: hexosyltransferase activity. NCBI's taxonomy places the organism in Eukaryota, Metazoa, Chordata, Actinopteri, Cyprinodontiformes, Fundulidae. The record is from RefSeq and is a predicted model, not a curated record. Gene Ontology annotation, cellular component: membrane. Bases 193 to 1380 code for a protein of 395 amino acids.